AUGUCCGUCCGACUGAAGUCUCGGCCAAAGCUCCAAACCGACCGGCCGAUCACGCAACGCGACCCGGGAAACAUUGUCCCGCGGUCGGCCAAGCUUCAAACGCUCCACGCCACGCCACGCACGACCACAGCGCGCGAGCCGGGAAACAAGGCCUCGCGGCCACGCAACCCGUUCUGCGUGCCACGGUCGAUGCAUCCGUCAGAGCCGGGAAAGAACGUCCCACGUCCGGCAGAGAAUUCUCAUCGGCCAAAUCUCAAUCCACUCGACCACGCCGGCCGACCGCAAAUCCGUCCGACCCCGACCGUUCCGACUCGCCCACGAUCCGACUGUCCGGCCGAUCGUCCCGACCGACCGUCCCAACGCCGCGGUCGACCCGAAGCCCUUUUUGAAGCCCAAACUUAUGUUUUCAAGCCCGGCUUAACCCUAAGCCGCCUCUAG
Microthlaspi erraticum is the source of this 438-nucleotide messenger RNA. NCBI's taxonomy places the organism in Eukaryota, Viridiplantae, Streptophyta, Magnoliopsida, Brassicales, Brassicaceae. The record is from the annotation of a GenBank genome assembly.